CUUUCCUCAGGAGACAUACAACCAUCAGUAUUGGACAUGAACUACAAAUCACCCCACUUUCUAGCUUCAUCUAAGACUUCAUUUUUCUCGUUCAAAGUUAAAGUUUUAUCUAGUAGUAGCAUUACAUCACUCCAAGAGAGGUUGAAGCUUUGUCCUAACCCUUGGAGAACAUCUAUAUACCUAUCUGGGUCAUCAGAAAAUUUUCCUAAAUCACCCUUAAUUUGUUUUAAAUGUGCCAGAGAAAAUAGAAUACUGGAGCAUUGCCCCUUUCACUAUCUGCAGUCUUGACUAAGGGAAACAAAGCAGGAUACAGUUGCUUUCUGGAGGUCCCAACAGGAACACAAGAAGCUCUUGAAACACUCCUUGGGGUUUUCUAAGGGCAUGGAGGAAAGUGCAGGAGAAGUAGAUGGUGGAUUUGAACUAUGUAGUGACAGCAUCUCUCUCAGGGAUCCCUUGUCAUUUGGGGAAGUGACUACAGCCAGGGGAUCUAUCUGAAAGGUUUGUCUCUGAAAAAAAGGAAAGCUUGCACAGAGGGCACUUCAGAUCACUUCCCUUCUUGUUUACAAAAAAGAUCUAACUGAAAAAUGGUGGCCAUUUUUCACCAUUGGAGAACUGAUACUGAGGCCAGGCCUGGGUGCAGAAGAAAAACAUACAUUCUCUUCCAAGGGUCUGGGGAUUAAGUAUGUCGCAAUGUUUCAGAAUAUAGCCCAGUGAGGUGUUCCAGCAGCACAGUACAAAAAAUCAAGUAGCCAGGAGCUAUAGUCAUUCCUACCUGAUGAAAGUUCUCUUGGCAAAAGAACAUGUUACAGGGUGUUCUCCUAGAGCAGUGGUUCUCAACCUUCCUAAUGCCAUGACCCUUUGAUAUAGUUCCUCAUGUUGUGGUGACCCCCAACCAUAAAAUUAUUUUCGUUGCUACUUCAUAACUGUAAUUUUGCUACUGUUAUGAAUCUGAUAUGCAGGAUGUAUUUUCAUUGUUACAAAGGGGUUGCGACCCACAGGUUGAGAACCGCUGUCUUAGAGAUCGUUACCCAUCUGAGGGAACCAGCACUUUAAUCAAUCCUACCCUCUGUUUUCCCAGGUCAUCAAAAUGUCCUCUGAUCAACUCAAGCCAAACAAAAGGAAGCAUCCUUCCAAUGCUUGGGGAAGAAUCCCUGAGGAGAGUGGCCUCCCCAGCCCCCUGCCUUGUCUGGAUUUAACCACAAUUACCAAUGUAGAGCUUUGUACCCCUGGGCUCUCCUGUGCUUAUUACUGCAGCAGCACAGCCUGAGAAAUCAGGUAUCUGGGAGCCUGGUCCCACCUAAUGCAAAUGCAAGCUCUGUCCCUCCUGCCAUGGAGUAUAUACCUGUCAAUCAAAGUGGUGAUGAGCCCCGCCCUGGAGAAAACGGCUGCACAGUUGCACAUGUGGCGCCCCUCUGCCUACUCCCUUUCUUAUAUCAAGAGGGGAAAAACACGGAACUACCUCUACCCAAUCUGGUCACCAUACGCCUAUUACCUUUACUGUUACAAAUACCGGAUCACCCUCCGGGAGAAGAUGCUGCCUUGUUGUUAUAAGAGCAUCACUUAUAAGGAACAGGAGGACUUGACCCUCCGGCCCCGUUACUGCCUCCAGUGCUCCGAGUCCCUAGCAGGCCUCCAGGUGGGCAGAAGCACCGAACAGGGUAAUCACAACCAGCUUCAAGAACUGUAUUCGGCUGGGAACCUGACGGUGCUAGCUACUGACCCCCUGUUCCACCAGACCCCAAUACAGUUAGACUUCCACUUCCGCCUCACCCCCCAGACCUCUGCCCACUGGCACGGCCUUCUCUGUGACCACCAACUCUUCCUGGACAUCCCGUAUCGGGCCUUGGAUCAAGGCAACCGGGAAAGUUUGACCGCAACACUGGAGUAUGUGGAGGAGAAGACCAACGUGGACUCCGUGUUUGUAAACUUCCAAAAUGAUCGGAAUGAUAGAGGUGCCCUGCUGAGGGCCUUCAGCUACAUGGGCUUUGAGGUGGUCAGACCAGAUCACCCUGCCCUCCCUCCCUGGGACAAUGUCAUCUUUAUGAUGUACCCCCUUGAAAGGGACCCUGGCCACCUGCCCAGUGAGCCUCCCUGAACAUGCUUACUCCAACUCUGAGGGGCUGGAAGCCCUGACACACGGGAACCAGGGGCCUGGGAUGUGAUUCGGGACACCUUCCUCCAUCCUAGGAAUAAAGGGUAGUGCAAUCA
Nycticebus coucang (slow loris) is the source of this 2208-nucleotide messenger RNA. It is a transcript of the gene OAZ3, whose product is annotated as ornithine decarboxylase antizyme 3. Gene Ontology annotation, cellular component: nucleus; cytoplasm. The record is from RefSeq and is a predicted model, not a curated record. Gene Ontology annotation, biological process: positive regulation of protein catabolic process. Lineage: Eukaryota; Metazoa; Chordata; Mammalia; Primates; Lorisidae. Gene Ontology annotation, molecular function: ornithine decarboxylase inhibitor activity.